AUGAAGGGGUUUCGAUUCUGUGCUCAUUUCAGGACGCCGCUUUCAGUUGUAGAAAUAGGUCGAGCGAAUCGCAGGCGUCAUGCUGAAUGUGGUGGUAUAGUGGGCAAUCGUAAUGGCGUUGGUCCAUUGGAGCUGGAAGCGAUUGCUUCGGUGCAUGAGCUUUCCAGUGAAGUACGCUCAAUUGCUGUCUCUGAAAUGCUGCCACGCACCGCCGAUCUGAUCUUCGUCAACAUCAAAACUGUCGAAGGUCGUCCUUAUACGCUAGAACUAACGAUGAAAGGAUGGCGAAUCGCAGCGUUACAAUGGGAUAGCAUGAAUGGCGAUUAUACGCAAGUAUCUUUGCUUGCUUGA
This is a messenger RNA of Gongylonema pulchrum, 351 nucleotides long. Lineage: Eukaryota; Metazoa; Nematoda; Chromadorea; Rhabditida; Gongylonematidae. The record is from the annotation of a GenBank genome assembly.